Messenger RNA from Venturia canescens, 3485 nucleotides. RefSeq lists its product as uncharacterized. Bases 854 to 1558 code for a protein of 234 amino acids. Gene Ontology annotation, cellular component: membrane; neuron projection. The record is from RefSeq and is a predicted model, not a curated record. Gene Ontology annotation, biological process: G protein-coupled receptor signaling pathway. The transcript is spliced from 5 exons. Lineage: Eukaryota; Metazoa; Arthropoda; Insecta; Hymenoptera; Ichneumonidae.
GGGGAGACGAUUUUUGACGUCGAUUUUGUUGAGUGAAUGAAUAAAAAAACUCGUCAAUUCACGUCAUUAACGAUAAACCAUGAAAGUUGUGAAUAUCGUCGAUCUGUCGGGGGGCUCCUGUCAAUAAACAACGAGUUUGGAAAGUGACUAAGAGCGGUGUUGAAAAGCUUCGUGUCCAUUGGGAACCUCGAGUGAUAUAACGCCAACUGAGAUUCAAGCGUGAUUAAAAGAGUUUAAACACGACGAGGCAGAUUCGUUUGAAUUGCUCACGCAGCGCGUCUCACUCGCAAUAGUAACGUGAUAUCGCGAGUUCGGCACCAGCGUACACAGUAAAGUUGUUGGUCAACAUUUUCCAGUUGCAAAGUUUCAUUUUAUCGACGAGUUAACACGUUACUGAGAGAAUAACAAUUGAUUGCGAGAGUUUCAUCGAUGCGAAUACCUCGACGAACGUCCGCUUUUCGUUCGUGGAGAGGGUUAAAUUGGAAAGAAUAAAAUCGAGUCUUGCAAUUUCGGAUCGCGUAGUUCGGCUUUUAUGAAAAAACCAAAAAUCCCUUCAUUUUGUUGGGAAUAUUCGUGAAAAUAAAUAUUUUUCAUCGAGACCCUCGUCGAGCGUACGAUCAAGAUAUUUUUUUGUCGAGUGCCUCGAUGAUCAACGUGACAAAGAACGCCGAUGAGUGCAAAUGCGAUAAUCAAUGUGGAAAGUUCCGCGUGGUAAUCUUCGAGGAGGACGUCCACACUCUUUGCUCUCUCUCUUUUUUUUUUCCAUUCUCCGAUGACCAGUGACUAAUGACCGAAAAUUGGACAUGAUGAGAGAAACUCUCUCGGUUCGCAUCCGUGAAAUAUCGCCCGGAUAAUGACGCAAUCGCCAACUCCAUCAACGAGCAAAUGCCACGACGAAAAAUCGGAUCGUGCGAUCGUAUUGCAGAUUCAAGAUAUCAACAGUCAGGUUGCCCAAUUUCGUGACUUGCUCAUCAACAUCGGACAGUCCCGAGAUGGCCCAGAGCUACGUGAACGUGUCCGCAAGCUCAGACGUAACUGUGUCGAAGCUUGCAAGAGCGCAUCGCAGUCGGUUCUCCCGCAAAUGCGAAGUGCUGUGGAAUCCGGCAUACCGGCGGACAGUCCUAACUUGGUCCUAUUGUUCUUCGUAGCUCAGCUCUUUCUUCGAGAAUUAUACAAAUGCAAGAAACUCGUUCGUAUCGUGCCUAUGGACAUGUCCGGCUAUUACGCGAGCAAAUCCGGACCGUCCAAUAUCGGAAACGUAAUCUCUCAGAUCCUAUUGUGCAAACAGAUAACCCCGGACUUCAACGAGGAAGAAUUAUGCAGCAUAAAAAAGGACUCUGCAGAAAUAAGCGCUCUUAUCGUCGAGCUGCAAGAAUUUAUGCCUCAAUCCGAAGCCGAUACGGAGCGUUCAGUGGCGCUGCAGGACGUGGCGAUUGGGAGCUCGAAGAACAAUGGAUCGAAGAAAGGUAGUCGUUGGGAGGGCAGACCAGCGACGCCGUCUUACUUCGGGGAUGGAUUUAGUUUUCUCUGCUGCACCGCGAGGCCUAAUUACCUCUGAGAGAGGAAAUGUAAAACACGCACGGACGCUCUCUCGAUACGGAGUUCCUCGAUGAAAACGUCGGGCAAGUCGGACCUGCUCUAUGCCUCAAUAUUUCAAAUCAAAUGAAAAAAUUCUUCAUCCGGGAUCUGCAUGACUAGAACGGCGAAGGAAAAGAGAAUAAUUACGCCGAGCUCGAGAGACCGGAUGGAGGAGAGCGGGGAGGAUUCGAGGGGUAACGAAAGCGGAGAAAGAACCACACACGGGAGGCUUGAAAACGGCCCCGCAAAGAGCUCUCCACUUCGUUAAACAUUAAUCGGAUACUUUUCGUCCACGUUUUUUCUCCCGUCCAACUUGAUUUAUUCCCUUUCCCCUGUGCAGAGUGCCCUGGCUUUUUUUUACUUCAUCAAAUAUUUACAAAUUAUUAAUAUUAUUAUUAUUAUCGUUGGAUAGCCAAGGGGGGAGGAAAAUUAGAGUUCGUAGAGAGAUAUUCUCUUAGGCAAAUUGUGAAAAACUCUUCUACGUUGAGCGCAGCGUCCAUAGGGAACGUUGCUUUCCAAAAAGUGAACGCAUUUGUUUCUUAGAUGAACGAUAUCGACGUGAAUUCGUCACGGACCAUGAAUCUAGUCAUUUAUUCAGAAUUACCAGUCAAUCGCGAUCGCUUCGUUAGAAAAAUCUCGGAGAAGUAUGGUCGAUCGAUUAUUUACACUCGUCCGGCACGCCGAAUUGGGUCCAAAGAAAUGAAUAUUUAAAAAAAAUAUCAAUCCUAAUACUUAUUAAGGGGCAUUCAAAUGUACAGUUAACUAUUGACCGACGCGACUGUUGUUCUUUAAUACAAAUAUUAUAAAAGUUAUGAUUCCAGUAGUUGAAUUUGAACCAUUGUACGUGCAACUGAUGCGGUUAUUGCCAAAUCUACCAGGUAGAUUUUAUCGUAGCUAAAUUAUCUUAGACAAGAAUUUUACUCGAGCAUAUAAAUAUUUAGUAGUUGAGAUUGAGAUUUUGAGAAAUUUUAGAAAAUUGCUGCGACUUCCCAUUACGAGUAACAACGAAAACAUCAUUUCUUUGAAAACAAUCGUUCAUUGAUUGUUCCAUUUUUUUUCUCUGUUCUCGUUGUGGACGAAAUUAUUAAUUUUCCUUUUUCAAAUGCGUAGUCGAUUGUAAAAAUCAAAAUGUAUCAUUCCGUGAAUUAUCGAACGAGCAAUCAAACGAUUUAAUCAAAUAUUUCAACGUCAUUAGUUUGGAAGCAAAAAUGGAUCUAUGUUACAAACAUAUAUAACGAUUAUACAAUAUGGACCAACCGCUGUAUCGUGAGCUAUGAGGGACCUGUAAUCACACUCUGGACCAAAACGUUUACGACUAUUUAUUCGUUUUAUCGUAGAGAUCUGAACGGUAUCUAUUCGAUGAUUAACACGAAAGACUCCUAAAUAUGUUGCUACUACGUUACAAUGACUCGAAAGCAGUUUCAACACUUUCAUUUAUAAUAUAAACUCUCCUAUAAUCGAUGAAAAAUGAAGAUUUAUUCUUAUUUGUAAAUAAAUUCAUUUCUUCGAAUCCCGAAUGAAUAUUAAUUGUAAUAGUUGCGAAUGAAUUUGCGAAGCAUUGAAGGAAUGUCGUGACGAUGCUGCCAAGGGUUGGACGAACUUAGAGCCAGUGACCAAAUAAGGAUUUAAGAAUUAUCUUCCAUAAUAAAACGUACGUCAGGAAUAACAUCUGUAUCUCCCUGCAUGAACUUAUAAUAAAUACUUUUUCUACAUGACUGUCGAUUUGUCAUGAUCGCUGUCCGAACAGGUAUUCGCAUUUUGGGUUCGAUUUUUGCGUGUGCCUGUGCGAGAAAACCUUCUUUGUGACAUUAUUAUGGGCAAAAAAGUCUGUGACGAAAUGUGAGUUCGUAAUGACUGUAAUUCUAUGGAAGAAUCAAUAAAAUGAGAAAAGCCAGUGCUGAAAAGGA